CUUGCUUCGCGCGUGGCCACUAAUUGUCCCCGCCCGCCCUGAGACUCUCUGUGUCGCUCGCUCGGCUUCCACUGACGCAGCCGGAUCCUCUUUCCAACCGACGUCUCCUUGUCCUCACUUCACUACCGCCGACCUUCGCGUCUUCUUUCUACCUUUAUCCCUCCCGCUUACCGUACUCAGCGCCGAGAAAACACACUCCAGCUCAAGAGGGCACACGCAAGUGAAAGGAGAGCGUUCCAAUUAGCCCGUUUGCAUUGACGCCGGAGAGGAUCACCCCACUUUCCAACGUUCAUCGACGUAUAGACCUAAACUUCCAAAAAAGGGUUCCUCCUCUCUCGUCACCGAUCCUCAAUAGCCUUUUGUCGAGAUGUCUGUCGACCUCAACCCUCACGUCCAACUGGGCUUCCCUCGGCCGCUCACGCAGCUUGUCAAGCGCUCGCUGCAGGUGUCGAACCCGAACAACCAGCCCGUCGCCUUUAAGGUCAAGACGACUGCCCCCAAGCAGUACUGCGUUCGGCCCAACUCUGGCCGUAUCGAGCCUGGUGAAAAAGUCGAGGUUCAAGUCCUGCUUCAGCCCAUGAAGGAGGAGCCUCCUACCGCAGCCAAGUGCCGCGACAAGUUCCUUGUUCAGUCGACCAUCAUCACACCGGAGCGCGAGACGACGAGCCUGCAGGACAUCUGGGGUCUUGUCGAGAAGGAGGACAAGAGCGCGAUCCACGAGCAGAAGAUCCGGUGUGCCUUCUUGCCUGCCACUACGGCUCCGGUCCCCGAGGAGGGCGAGGACGGUAUGGGCAGCUCGAUGAGCAACGGUGGCGGCGACGAGAAAUACGCUACAGUUCAAAACGGCUACAACCCUGUGGCGGCCGCUCAAAAUGCUUCUGCCAACACCGACGGAACUUCGACUGAAAAGGCCCGUGCUGCCGCUGUCGCUGCCGGUGGAGCUGCUGCUGCCGGUGCUGGAGCUGCGUAUGCCGCGACAAAGAACGCUGGCGCCCGUGCCGUUGGGUCUGCGCAACAGACAGCGAGUGGUGGUGCUGGAUCGGCCGAUCUCAGCGAGAAGAGCCAGUCCGAGCUGCAAAACGAGGUCAAGCGACUCCAGUCGCAGGUCGAGUCGCUCAGGAAGCAGGCCGCAGGUGCGCCGGCGUCUGAGGGCGUCCCGGUCCACAUUGUCGCCGCUAUCUGCUUUGGCGUCUUUGCAUUCACCUACCUCUUCCUCUGAGCGAGGCGAGCCGGCACAGUCACAUCCCCUUGAGCCGGACAUUUCGUUUCCUUCUUCGGCGCAGGGCUCAGGACCUCCUGGCACCGGUAGCGACAAGAUCGUCAACGACAUUUCGUGGCCUUUGACUUCUGAUAUCUCCACUCUGGCUUUUCUCGGUAGUGACGACGGCUGCACUAACACGCACAUCCACGCUCAUUUCCUUUUCUUCCUGAGCGGGCCUUGCUUUCUGCGUCAAUUCUUCUCCUUCCGCGUCUAGCUUUGUCCCCCCCUCUUUGUCAUUCCCACAUUUCCGCUUUUGUGGCCUUUUGGUCUUUCCAUCCA
Messenger RNA from Acaromyces ingoldii, 1540 nucleotides. RefSeq names its product VAMP-associated protein. The transcript is spliced from 5 exons. Gene Ontology annotation, molecular function: FFAT motif binding. Gene Ontology annotation, biological process: endoplasmic reticulum membrane organization. Gene Ontology annotation, cellular component: endoplasmic reticulum membrane; plasma membrane. The record is from RefSeq and is a predicted model, not a curated record. NCBI's taxonomy places the organism in Eukaryota, Fungi, Basidiomycota, Exobasidiomycetes, Exobasidiales, Cryptobasidiaceae. The coding region runs from base 368 to 1219 and encodes 283 amino acids.